This is a messenger RNA of Psilocybe cubensis, 6648 nucleotides long. RefSeq lists its product as uncharacterized. The record is from RefSeq and is a predicted model, not a curated record. The transcript is spliced from 12 exons. Gene Ontology annotation, molecular function: guanyl-nucleotide exchange factor activity; small GTPase binding. Gene Ontology annotation, cellular component: plasma membrane; cytoplasm. Lineage: Eukaryota; Fungi; Basidiomycota; Agaricomycetes; Agaricales; Agrocybaceae. The coding region runs from base 1 to 6648 and encodes 2215 amino acids. Gene Ontology annotation, biological process: small GTPase-mediated signal transduction.
AUGUGGGAGCCCUUGCCACUAAUUGUUUAUGGGUAUGCUGUCCAUCCCCUUAGUCCGUCUCGCCGAGAGACCAGGCACUCUAGCCGCAAUCGACUGUCGACAGUGACCGAGGCUUCGAGCGAUGACCACUCUGUCAUGAAAGAUGUUGUGAGUCUCGAAGUUGGGGACGAAGUUUAUGCAUUCGAAAAAUACGUCCCUUCUUCCAGAGAUCAGGUGGAGGGAAUCUGGUAUCGAGGAUAUGUCCUAUGCACAACGAGACGACCACCUGUAACCUGGUCUCUCUCUGAUCCAUCUUCCUCAACUUCACUCAGUAGACCCUUGGUCAAAGUGGAAGAGACUCAGCAAGUUUUUAUUGGAAUUUUCCCGGCUUCGCACAUCUUCGUUCGAGAUGAGCUAUCAGAUGCAGAGGGAAGGUUACCCGACCUUGCUCGUACUUUACAGGGGGGGUACAGUGCCAGUAGCUCGUCAGGCUUUCAAGGACGCGGUAGCCCGGGUGAUGCUCUUGGGAAUUGGAACAGGGACAAGGCCAGCAUAGGAAUGGGGCCUUUGCGAGAGGAGGAAGAUGAUUCCGAUGCCUAUGUGUCCAGAACAUCGUUCAAGUUAGGCCCACCACCCGAUCAAGCCAAUUCUUCGCGCGCAGCUUUACCGGUUUAUCCUACCAGUCUUCGAUCCUCUUCUCCGGCAGAUUCUCAUGUCAUGAAACCACUACCUCCCCGACCUUCUCGAAAAUCAGGCGAUGACACUGCUUCAGGAGCACAGCAGCCUAUCAUAGAUGAAAUUGCUUCGGCUUUGCGGGAAUGGCAUACUCUUAUGUUCCAAUAUCUGGCUCGACGGGAUUACAAACUCUUCCAUAUUGUCCGGGAACACAUAGAAGCCCUUCAUCUAGGACGUAGGCAGCUACUAGCUCAAACUUUGAGUGCUGAAGAAACUGUGAACAUGCGACGUGAUUGUGUGACACGACUUGUCAGUGGAAACCUCGUACAAGGUUUGGAUGUAAUUGUACGCCAUCCAACUUGGGGUGGAUUAGUCACUGUCGAUGUUGAAGGAGAAACUGAUCCUCGAAGUUGGGUUAGUGCGGUUCGUAUGUACGCAAUGCAGGUGUCCCUCGCCUAUCUGAAUGUUACCUACGACGAGUCAAGGCCGUAUCCACUAGGCCCCAGUUCCGAAUAUGUCCCAUCAGCCCCUCUACCUACCCCUGCCCAUUCUGCCUUUCCAGACUUUCUCCAUCACAGAAAUCGCUCACGUUCUCAGACAUGGUUAGAUGCAGAGGAUCCUCUCAAACAAUCCACCGCUAAGUUUUAUCAUGUUUUCCUUGAUCUUCGCGCUUUUGUAGCUUCUCCAUGCACCCCCGGAGAAACGGCCGAGUUAUUCUUUUCUUUGUAUAGAAAACAAGGAACCCAAUUUGUGACAGAGGAGUUUUGUGCUGUCCUAAAUCACAAUGGUGUGUUGGCUCGUGACCCGUCAAGCCGCAUUCGCACUUUGUUCGUGGAUCUCGCGACUUCUGAUAUCCAGGAUCCCAUCUAUCUGGUUUGUCGAAUCGUUCGAAAUGGCGCAUUAAAGAUAGGCAGCAGUAUGAGUUCGAGCGCACUGGGAGAUGGACGACGAGGAUCUGAGACGUCAUUACGGACGGAUUCUUUGUCGCCAACAACCAUCACCUGGAACGAUUCAGUCGCGGCUUCGACGUCCACUUUGGUUAGUCCGAGUAGUGGACGACCCAACGGCUUCGGAGAACCUGUGCAAUUCAGGAGGCCAUUUGGUUGUGCCGUCCUGGAAUUAACCCAGCUUGCGAAAAUGGUUUCUGAACAGGCAGAUGUGACCCCUUUGAGAGAAUAUACCAUGCCCAUUUAUAUACCCACAAAUGAGGCAUCUUUUUCAAUGAUUCAUCAAAAUAUCAUCAAUAACAACACAAAGGAAUUUGAAAAGUCGCCCAGGGCCGAAGGACUUGCCGUCUCCGUUAAAGUGUUCCGAGGGAAUGCGAAGACAGUAGUUCGCGAAAACACUGCAUUACUACAGGAUAUUCCUCACACACUUCGCCUUGGGUUCCCUGAUGUGGUUUUUCCGGGAGAUGCUCGAAAUGAAUUGUACAUCAAACUUUGGUGUGGAGAUUUUACUCUUUCGCACAAUGGCUCCGGCAGGCUCAACGUCGCAAAUUUUGCAAGAGGACAAAUGGGGCAUCCGUCUGUCAACGUGCAAAUAACUGUGGAAGUUAAGGAUCAAAAUGGUACCACCAUUGAGAAUGUAAUAUCCCAAGGAAGUGGAGAACCUCUUAUGACACAGUUCAACUCUAUGGUUUUUAUGAGAUGCAACGAACCGACGUUUGGGGAGCUCAUCAAAAUACAGCUUCCCCUAAAUGAGGUUCCUAACUGGCAUUUAUUCUUCACAUUCCGAAAUCGAUCGAGUCGGUCCAGCAGCAAGUACAUGCUUGAAGGUGGUGAUCGACCAUUCGCUUUUGCCUUUCAGCCUCUUUUUCCUGAUGCGAGCGCGUUCGUCGAGGACGGAGGCCAUACUCUGAUCAUGUAUCGAGCCGACAAACUAGGCCAGAUCGUACCUUCUACAUACCUUAACUCCCCCUUUCGCCUGAGUGCUGGCCAAAAGAUCGAGCAUGUUUCUAUACCCGCCGAUCUUUUACGCCUGUCGUCGCCCUUGAAGGACACUUUAACAAUUCGAACCUCUCUUUGUUCUACGAAGCACACACAGAAUGUAGACCUGCUCAGGCUAUUGAAUUGGGAAAAACAGGAUAAGGAUCACCUAUCCACAUUACUCAACAGAUUUACCUUUGUUGGAGAAGGAGAAAUCGUUAAAUUCCUACGAGACAUUUUUGACUCUCUUUUCGGCAUCCUCGUUUCCCAAAACAAUCCAUCUGGAGAACUCGACCUCUUGGUCUUCAACGCUCUUGUAACCAUUCUUGGUAUAGUUCAAGAUAGGCGCUUCAGCAAUUUCCAGCCAGUUCUGGAUGUUUAUAUCGAAAAACAUUUCUCCUGCGCUGCAGCUUCGUCACACAUCAUUCAUUCCAUGAAUCGAUUGGUGACGAAUCCAACUUCGCCAGAGACCGCUUCUCCUCUGCGCGCUGCGCUGAAGGUUUGGCACUAUAUUUUCAAAUUUAUUGCCAGGUCUCGGGAAUUACAAAAAGUUAAAGAAGUUGGCAUGGGUGGAGGAGCAACUGUGGACUAUCUAGAAACAACUUUCAAACGCGAGUUGCGUUCUCAUCUUUCAAACUUCACGCAAAUUAUGUCCACCUCAUCUCCGCCGUCCAUCAUUGGAACACAGACAAUUGCUCUGCAGCACUUUACUUCAAUUCUUCCGGAGUUGGCCAAGAUCUAUACAACUGUAGAGCUUGUGUCAAUUGCUACCACUUUUGCCAAUGCAGUAACAGUCGGGAAAGGCAAGAUUGUCAACUGGAAGCUUAUUAUGUAUCUUCAGAUUGUCAAGAGCUUCCUGUUUGACAAUGCAGAGUCUCGACCCUUCUUGGUUGAAGCUGUGGUCAUUUGGAUUAAGCCGCAUUUCGGUCGGUACGACGAAUUUGCGCACACAAGCUCGAAUGAUAGUGAAUCUGCCCGUGACGCUGCCCGUGUAACAUGGAUGGAGAGCAUCCGUCUCUGUGUGACUAUUAUUGCUGUCAUGUUGGAUAAACUUAACCAGUAUCUCACCGAUCCAGCCAUUGUUUCUGAUCGUGCGGCGCUCAACAAAGAGCAAGAUAAUGUUGAAUUGCUGUUAUCUCUGAUCCCCAGACUGCUUGAUUCCUACCGUGAAAUACAAAGCCCGGCUUCGAAAAGGGCCAUCGAAAAAACAAAGUCGCCUUCGACUAUCAAAUCUUCCGUUCCUGUUACAUUCCCUGAAUCUUAUCCUUUUUCCUUGAUCUCUUCUUUGCCUGAACCACCCACUGGUGUUAGCAAUAUCCCACUAACGCAGGAUGGAGAAGGCGAGUUUUACCCGGCAUUGGGCGAGGUCGCUGUCGUCUUUCUGGUGCUCAUACUGUCAUCCCCAAUCAAAUACAUCACUGCUUUUCUGGAAUCAAGCCUUGAGAUUGAAGGCCGAGAACGCUUUGUUGCGCUUCUUUCCCAAUUUUUCAAAGUUGCAACGUCUCUUCUGGAAAACGAUGCAUUCCCCAAGUCAUGGAUGAAUAUCAACAUAUUGGCUCAUAAAGUCUUGAUCAAGAUUAUGGAUCCCAUUGCUAGCAUCAUGGAAAAGGAAUUUAUACCCCCUCCAGAAUUAGAGUCACGAUUUGAUCCAAGUCUUUGGCGCGAAGGACUACAUAUGCUGUUGAAACUUCUUUCUUCCGAACAAUUGAUGAUCGAAGAUUUCAGUCCGCAGAAACGUCGUGCCGUCUGGCGCCUUACCGGAGACAUCCGUGGUGAAGGUGCAGCUAUUUUACUGAGCCUUUGGCAAGCUCUUGGAUCAGCGGAGCAUGUAUCGACAACUGGAGAACCUGCCAUGCGUUACGGAGGAUAUCAAAUUUAUCUGCACGCCCUUGUCGGGCACGUCGUCAACUUGUGUCUUAGCCAUCAUGAUCAGCUGAGAAAUAACGCCGUUCAGAUACUCUACAGCAUGAUUGUUUCUGAAUACCAUCAAUCAGAGCACUUUGACGGCAUAGAGAAUGAAUUGGUGACUCGGUUAGACUCAUUGUUUAUGUCAGACAGCAAGGGAGACGACAUAUCGAGGGCUUUUUUCAUUGGCCAACUUCGUCAUAUGUUCGACACAUCUGACGUCGACGAACAACUACGCGAUCAGUUGUCGAAUUUCUUGGAUUCAGUAGACCUUUUCCUUGAACUAUUGCUUAGUGUCCGAGCAUUACCUGAGGGCGAAGAAUACGCAGACGAUAGAGUCAUUGCUACUUUAAGACUAAUGAAUUUUAUUCGGCGCAUUGGACGAGACGAAAUAUACAUUAAAUAUGUACACCAGCUUGUUAAUAUGCAUCUUCAAUCCCAAAACUACGUGGAAGCCGCAUUAACGUUGAAGUUGCACUCUGAUUUACAUGCAUGGGAUCUAAAUUCAUUUGUUCCCCCUAUGGAAGACCUGGGCUUGCCACAGCAGUCGCACUUCCAUAGAAAGGAAACUUUAUGUCUUCUUAUUCUUGACUACCUAGGGAAAGGGAAAGCGUGGGAAAGCGCAAUCGAAAUCUGCAAAGAGUUGGCGUAUCAACAUGCAGAAGUGACCUUCAAUUAUGGCCGCCUUUCCGAAAUUUUACGACAUCAGGCCACCCUUCUUGAACAUAUCGUGACUGAUCAACGAUAUUAUCCAGACUACUAUCGGGUGACAUUUUAUGGCAAUUUCCCUGCAGCAAUCAGAGACAAGAGAUUCAUUUAUCGUGGAUAUGAAUGGGAAAAGUUUGGUGCUUUCUGUGAACGAAUGCUUAACAAACAUCCCGGGUCGCAGUUACUCAAGACUGCUGGUGAACCACCAGUGGACAUAAGAUAUGGAAAUGAUCAAUAUAUUCAAUGUACAGCUGUUACACCAGAACCUGAUCGCGACCUUCCCGUAUUCACAAACCCUGACGUUCCGUUGGCUGUGCGGACGUACUACGAACAUAGCGGAAUCAAUUUGUUCUCUUCCUCGAGGCAAAUCAGGAAGACGACUCGGGACGGAAUGGAGGAAAUAUGGACGGAAAAGACGUAUUACACCACCGAACAGGUUUUCCCAACUGUACUACGGCGUUCGGAAGUGGUGAAUGUCGAAUUUGUUGAGAUCUCCCCAUUGGAGAAUGCAUUGCAAGAGGUGGAAGACAAGACGAAGGAGCUCAUUGGCUUGCACCUCAAAUAUCAGGCCCUCGCUAAGACGGCGCAAAAUGUGUCUACGAAUGCACUGGCGAUGAGCCUGAACAGCGCGGUCGACGCGCCUCUCAACACUGGUGUCGCGUCGUACCGGCAAAUCUUCUUCAGCCCGGACUACAUUGCGCGGAACCCGGAGCGCGCGGAGCUCGUGGAGAAGCUGCGGCAGGCAAUCGAUGAACAGGUGCGGAUAAUAGACAGCUGUCUGAAGCUACACGGGCUGCUGUGUCCGCCCGAGUUCAUUCCGUUCCACGAAACAUUGGAGAAGUUCUUCAAAAAGAACUUCCGCGAUGAGAUUCGGAGACUGGCUGUAGACGCGGACUCGAUCGCUUUGUCGACGCGAUCGCAAAACAUUGGGUUGGGUGCUGCGUCAUCAGGGAGUCAGUACCCCAUACCAUCCACGUCAUACGAGCAGUCCGUGAAGCGCAGUAUGUCAAGUUCUUCCACCGCGCGCUUCCAGAGCCAACCUAUAAACGUUGGGCGGUCGAUGUUAACUCCCACGUUUGAGUCGCCCAUGGGCCCUGGAGACGAUAGCAAUAACGCGCACUCCAACUCAUCCUCCGCAUCUAAACAGACGCCUCUGCAGCGCCACCUAGCGCAUUUGACGAGACACGGAAUCAACGGUGUUUCAUCUGCUCCAGGCGAUCUAGCUGGGGUGGACUCACUCUCCGCCGAGUCUCCACACAAUUCGUUUGUCAAUGUAGGCAGUGCGAAUGGGAUGGGAAAUGGUAAUGGGAUUCACAGCACUGCUGCGGGACAAGUGUCCGGUGCGUCCGUUGCGACGUCGUACAUGGGCAGCAUGGGCUCGUUUGGCUCACUCAAGAGCCGUUUUUCGCGAUUUGGCAGCUUGAACUUUGGAAGGCGGGGUGGAUCUAAUUCAUAG